AAGUUCACGUUAUUUUAGACAGCGUUUGAAGAAGCUUUUAUUUUGAAUAACCCACUUCCGGUGGAAAUAGUAUCUCUACUGUUACUGCAUGUAUCCGUGUUCCACUUCAUUUACUGAAUCAAGAGACAAAUUCAGCAGGUAGGAGAUGGUUCAGCUGCACGUCAAACGAGGAGAUGAGACUCAGUUUCUCUUCAAUACUACAGUGGAUGUCUCGAUUGAGACACUGACCCAGCAGGUCAGCCCCAUCUAUAAUGGAAGAUUAAAAGUGGACAGGAUCUGCUCUGAAAUUCCAGAGCUGGCAGAUCAUGGUGUCUCUCUUCCACCUAAUAUGCAAGGCCUGACCGAUGAUCAGAUCAUGGAGCUCAAACUAAAGGAUGAAUGGGAAGACCGUUGUAUUCCCAGCGGUGGUGCUGAGUUUAAGAAGGAUGAGCUCGGACGUCGAAAUGGACAUGCUCCAAACAAGAAGAUGAAAGAAGUUUUAAGGAAAACAGUGGAGGAAGCCAAAGCUUUAAUCUCAAAAAAACAAGUGGAAGCGAAUGUCUGUGUUACCAUGGAUUUGGUCAAAGAGGCUUUGGACCAGUUGCGAGGAGCUGUGAUGAUAGUUUAUCCAAUGGGGCUGCCUCCACAUGAUCCAAUAAGGAUGGAGUUUGAAAAUCAAGAGGAUCUUACUGGAACACAGGCCUCAUUACUGGUGAUCCCAGAAGAAGAGGCUCAGCUGUGGUGGGCGUCUAAAGAACUGCAGAGGGGCAAAAAGCUGCAGGAUUAUGUUGGGAAAAAUGAGAAAACAAAAAUGAUUGUGAAAAUUCAGAAAAGAGGCCAAGGUGCACCAGCGCGAGAACCACUAGUGAAUGAAGAGGAACAAAAAAAGAUGAUGCUGCAUUAUUACAAGAGGCAGGAAGAACUAAAAAAACUAGAAGAGACAGAUAAUGACUCGUAUCUUCAGUCGGAUUGGUCAGACAGACAGGCCCUAAAAAGACAGUUCCAGGGACUCGCAAAUAUCAAAUGGGGCCCAAGAUAGAUGAACAAAGAAAAUCACAGCUGAUCUACAGUUACUUUCCAUUUGGCAAAUCAGAGAUCUCUAGACUCUACUGCUGCUGUUUUUAUGCAAUUUGGUGCCUUCGUUACAUAUGAAAGGUAUUUAUGUGACUGUUUGUAAAUGCAAAGUAUGAGACAUCAGAUUUCUCUGCUCUGAUUCAUUGGCAGAAGGAUGCAACACCUUUCCUCUCUUUGUCUGUGCUUCUGGCAGUUAUUCAAUUGAAACUUGAUGCUGUUUAAAGACAGGAUGUUGCCUUGCAGCUCUAAGUGAUCUCUGUGGCACCGCAGAGUUCAUUUGGAGAGCGUUGAGAAGGAAUUACAGAACAUUUUGGUAUCCUUAAGGCAAAAGAGAGGUUACAGUAUCGGGAGGUGUGGUUUCACUGGAAAAGUUGAGUGUGAUGUUGUGUAAUAAAAGUACAUUCUGUUUGUUCACUUU
Molecule: messenger RNA, 1471 nt
Organism: Onychostoma macrolepis
Lineage: Eukaryota; Metazoa; Chordata; Actinopteri; Cypriniformes; Cyprinidae
Gene: cfap298
Product: cilia and flagella associated protein 298
Exons: 8
Coding region: 146-1018 (290 amino acids)
Biological process (GO): regulation of cilium movement
Source: RefSeq, a predicted model, not a curated record